This is a messenger RNA of Babesia bovis T2Bo, 990 nucleotides long. Its product is annotated as XPG I-region family protein. The transcript has 6 exons. Gene Ontology annotation, molecular function: 5'-3' exonuclease activity; 5'-flap endonuclease activity; DNA binding. NCBI's taxonomy places the organism in Eukaryota, Apicomplexa, Aconoidasida, Piroplasmida, Babesiidae. The record is from RefSeq and is a predicted model, not a curated record. The coding region runs from base 3 to 986 and encodes 327 amino acids.
CAAUGGGUGUCAAUGGACUUAUUAAAUUUAUCAAGUAUAGAUUCCCUGAAAUAAUCGUACCAGCACCGAAUUUUGAAGUAUUCGGAGGAAGGCGAAUAUUCAUAGAUUGCGCAAUCCUACUACAACGUAGCAUUCAUGCAGCAACGACAGCGAUUUUACGGAGAAGACGAAGUGACUAUAAGAAGGGAAACAACAACACAUAUAUAGAUGUCCACGCUAUACGUAAUGAAAUUUGCAACCAUGCGAUUAAACCGCUGUUGCGCAUGAACCAACAAUUACGAGAAGUGCGUACUGGAGGUGGCAUAGACGCUACUUUUGUCCUGGGCUCAUCGCUUACCGUUAAGGACCUUUACAUCGCAAGUCGUAACACAAGUGAUGACAAUGCAAUAAACGUACUAGAUUGCAAAAACCCGCAGUUAAGGGAUUCACUGCGAUUGUUUUUUGAAAACUCCAGCGUCAGACUCUAUGCUGCGCCCAGCGAGCGUGAUAUGCUGCAGUUCGCCCAGAGGCUGUCGGAUGCAUUCGCCUGUGUAGAAGUGAGGCAGCCAAAUAUCGUAAGGCGAUGCGUGGAGUUCUGCGACAGAGAAACUGACUGCGUUUUAUCAGAUGAUACCAACGCCAUCGCACUAGGAGCACCUAAUGUAAUAAGGGACUACUGCGGCAAGAAUGUCAGCACUACGAUCAAUCAUAUCGCAUUGUUGGAUGCUAUGGGAUUCUCACGUGAUCAGUUCGUGGACUUCUGCGUAUUAUGCGGGACGGAUGGUAUACCGCUAAUACCGCAUAUAGGACCUGAAAGAGCUUAUCGUAUUGUAUCUAGUUUUAACUCCCUAGAAGCGUUCAUUCAUUCAGAAACGCUAGACAACUUCCUACGUGUACCAAACGUACACAAAACACUGCAAAAGCGAAAUGUAAACUUGGAUGAAUUCAAAAAUUCACUUAUGGAUGUAAAAUCACUAAGAAACACCCUAAUUGACAUAAACGUAUGAAAUG